AUGCCAACUGGCAGACUCGCGAAAUGGCAAAUUUUGCUCACUGAAUUUUACAUUAUAUAUGUCACUCGCACUGCAAUGAAAGCCCAAGCUUUGGCAAACCACUUGGCAGAGAACCCAGUCGAUGGUGAUUACAAACCAUUGGAUACAUAUUUUCCAGAUGAAGAGAUUAACUCAAUUGAGGAAGUAGGUUCAAAUGGAAAUCAAGCCUGGCAAUUGUACUUUGAUGGAGCAACCAACACAAAAGGCACGGGGAUUGGGGCAAUUUUAAUAUCGCCCACAGGGCAACAUUACCCUGCAACAGCUCAACUUCGUUUCUUUUGUACAAAUAACACGACUGAGUAUGAAGCUUGCAUCAUGGGUCUAAAUAUGGCAAUAUAUUUGGGUGUGCAAGAAUUAAUUGUGUUGGGAGAUUCUGGUUUGCUUAUCCGACAAGCUCAAGGCGAAUGGAAAACUAGAGACCUCAAGAUCCUUCCAUACAGACAAUAUGUGGAAGAUAUUAGCAAAAGGUUCAUGUGCAUUGAGUUUAGAUACAUCCCCAGGUUUCAUAAUUAUUUGGCCGAUGCCUUGGCUACUUUGGCCUCAAUGCUUCCCUAUCCUCGAAACACCUACAUCACCCCAUUAAAGAUUCAAGUUCGGGACCAACAUGGCUAUUGUAAUACAGUGGAAGCAGAACCUGAUGGGGAGCCAUGGUACUCAGAUAUCAAGAAUUUUUUGAAGACAGGGAGAUGCCCCGAACAUGCCAACAGAAGCCAAAAAAGAACUAUUAGAUGUCUGGCUAUUGGUUUCUUUUUGAGCGGGGAUGUUUUGUAUAAACGAAUUCCGGAUCUAAAUUUAUUGAGAUGCGUUGAUGCUGAAGAAGCCGAGAAAAUUAUGAAUGAAGUGCACGCUGGGGUAUGUGGACCACACAUGAAUGGAUAUGUCCUUGCAAAAAAGAUACUCUGGGCGGGGUAUUAUUGGCUUACCAUGGAAAGGGAUUGCUUUCACUUUGUGAAAAAAUGUCAUCAAUGUCAAAUCCAUGGUGAUCUUAUUCAUUCACCUCAUUCAGAGUUGCACCCCAUUGCUUCUCCUGGGCCCUUUGUUGCAUGGGGAAUGGAUGUAAUCGGACCAAUUGAGCCAAAAGCCUAUAAUGGACAUCGAUUCAUUUUGGUUGCAAUUGAUUACUUCACCAAAUGGGUGGAGGCGAUAACUUUCAAAGCAGUCACUAAGAAGGCGUUCAUGGUUUUGUUCAUUCAAACAUUAUUUGUCGAUUUGGUAUCCCAAGAGCUAUCAUCACAGAUAAUGCUGCAAACCUCAAUAGUAAUAUGA
Molecule: messenger RNA, 1305 nt
Organism: Solanum pennellii
Lineage: Eukaryota; Viridiplantae; Streptophyta; Magnoliopsida; Solanales; Solanaceae
Exons: 1
Coding region: 1-1305 (434 amino acids)
Molecular function (GO): nucleic acid binding; RNA-DNA hybrid ribonuclease activity
Source: RefSeq, a predicted model, not a curated record